GGCCGCUAACAUGGCGGGGCGGCGGAGGGGGACGGCGGCGGCCGCGCGGCGCGGGAGAGAGCGGGAGAAACUUUUUAGCAAGUGUCCCCCCGAGGGCCCGCGCGCGUCCCCAGGGCCCGGCCGGCGCGGGAACUCGGCCAGCAGCCCGGGCCACCGUCCGCGCCGCCCGCAAGCCCGACCCGCCUCGCCUCGCCUUCCAGCCCCGCUCUCCGGGCCGGGGAACCGGCUGGAGCCACCCGCCAGCCCGAGGGGCUCUUCCUACCUCGGAAUCGGAGGAGCUGUUUUGAUUCGUCUCUGAUUCAUUGACCAACGACGACUU
Rattus rattus (black rat) is the source of this 319-nucleotide messenger RNA. Its product is annotated as dystrophia myotonica WD repeat-containing protein-like. NCBI's taxonomy places the organism in Eukaryota, Metazoa, Chordata, Mammalia, Rodentia, Muridae. Bases 11 to 298 code for a protein of 95 amino acids. The transcript is spliced from 2 exons. The record is from RefSeq and is a predicted model, not a curated record.